This is a messenger RNA of Suillus bovinus, 773 nucleotides long. Its product is annotated as lectin 2a. The record is from RefSeq and is a predicted model, not a curated record. Lineage: Eukaryota; Fungi; Basidiomycota; Agaricomycetes; Boletales; Suillaceae. Bases 161 to 637 code for a protein of 158 amino acids. The transcript has 2 exons.
GUCCCACCCUGUUUCGACCCAAUGACAUCUACCUUAGCGGGCAGAUCAAAUCCCAGCGCUUGGCACUCGGUACUUUGGACCAACAGCUGGGGGAUUUGCCCUGACUGUCCGGGGGUCAAGGCUAACAGCAACGAGUGCUCGUCGUAUUAAAAAGCCUGCAAUGUACGCUGUUUUCUCCAGAUCAUCCUCUUUACGAUCAGAAACAACGUGUCUUACACAAUUGCAGUCAGUCAUCGACGCCACCAACAACAAUUCCAAUUUCACGCUCGCUGAGAAAAAUGUGUGGCAUAACGGGAGGUGGUCCAACACAGACUCGAUCCAGACACUCACCAUGGGCGGAAGUGGUACGUCUGGUGGGCUCCGCUUCAUAAGCGGUACCGGGGAGGAGUUCCUUGUUGUGCUAGGCAUCCACAACUACAAGAGGUGGUGCUACAUCAACACUGACCUCGCACCUCCAGCCACGGCAACAAAUAUCCACCCCGAGUACUACACGGACGGCAACGCUCGGAACAGGUUGCUGUGGGAUCAACGGUCUGAGAUCCAGGAGACCAGUGCAAGGGGAACCAAGGUGGAUGUGAAGUAUGUCCACGAGGCGGCCGACAGCAAGUCCUUCGUCGUUCACAUCACCAUUUCUUGAAUAUCUUGAAGUUGUGCACACCGCUCUCGUACCAAAGCAGUUGUUGAAACAUGGCGUACUUGCCUCUGAUAGAUUUUCUCUUCCCAGAGGCGAUAUAAAUGCAUUACACAUCUUGUCAGCAAAAACACUCACCAUC